Vicia faba (fava bean) is the source of this 363-nucleotide messenger RNA. The record is from the annotation of a GenBank genome assembly. NCBI's taxonomy places the organism in Eukaryota, Viridiplantae, Streptophyta, Magnoliopsida, Fabales, Fabaceae.
AUGGGUAUUCCUUCAGAAGUUAGGGACGCUUGGGUCUCCAACAGAAAACCUUUCCUUAUUCCUUCUCCCGAUGAAGAGAGGAAGAUCUUAAGAACUAAGAAAUGUACCGAUGAAGGCGUGCGUGCUGGAUUCAAGGCGGCUGUCAUUGCAGCAAUUGCCAGUUCCGUGCCUACUUUAACUGCUGUUCGCAUGAUUCCAUGGGCAAAAGCAAAUCUCAAUUACACCGCGCAGGCACUUAUCAUAUCUGCCGCAUCCAUUGCAGGAUACUUCAUCACCGCCGAUAAAACUAUCUUGGAAUGUGCAAGAAGAAAUGCGCAGCUUGAAUAUUCUCUUAGCCACAAUCGCGACAAAGAUUCAUCUUAG